GUUUUGGUUAGGAUAGGCAGCCUCCAUAAAAGCAUAAACCCCCCGUCACUCCAACAAACGCCGUCCGAGGAAGUCAGCCUUGUGCAAUCUGCGCCCAAAUCCAGACCAAGAGGAAAGAAGAGGAAGGGGCAGAGCUAUAUAUGGGCAACUCCGGGAGCACAGCUCCUGCAAGCUUAGGAAAGACCCAUGUUCCACAUUUCAAAUGGAAGGUCCAUGACUUCUCAGCGCUACUUGAGAUGAAGGCUACCUCAGCGUUCUCUGCUGCUUUUGACUGCUCUGGAUACAAGUGGCUCCUGCAAGUGACUCCAAAGCACAAGCAAGAUGUUAAGGGAAAUCCAUACGUGGCUCUUUCUCUUAAGAUAGCCCACGCAUGCUUGGAGCUAGGUCACAUUGUGCAUGCAGUGUUCGAGUUGUCAAUAUUCAACCAUUCAAAAGAAAAGUAUUGUGGAUGCAAAGCUAGCUACAAUUUUGAUUUCAAGAAUGCCUACUCGGAGCAGCAUUGCUUGAUUCCUCUUCAAGAGCUACUGAAAUCAUCUGCUUUUCUAGUUGAUGAUAGCUGUGUCUUUGGUGUGAAGAUAUUAAAAAUUGAUGUCUCUUCUCCUGAAAAGAAAGCUGUUGUGGUUCAGAAGAAGGCUACCACAGUUCAGAAUCUAUUUGUCCAGAAGAAGGGGUUCAUUAAAGGGACAUACACUUGGACCAUGAACAAUUUCCUUGAAUUGGACUUGAAGCACUUCGUCCGUUCUCCUACAUUUGAAGUUGGCGGACAUAAAUGGUAUAUCGGCAUGUAUCCGCGUGGUGACAAGUACAGCACUGAUUGCCUCAGCUUGUACUUAUUCGUGGAUACCUCGGAUGAGGUACCUUCAGAGUCUGGGAAGGUGGUUGAAAUGACACUCUCCAUCUUGAACCAAAAGAAUGGGAAAUACUGGACUAGAACUUCAGGUCUCUGGGUAUGUGGACAUAGUUGGGGAUGGCCUAACUUCACUGGGCUCAAGAAACUCAAGGACCCGUCGGCAGGCUAUGUUGUGGGAUCCAGAUGCCUUGUUAAGGCAGAUCUCGCCAUCGUUGGUUCAUCCAAUGAUGUUACCUAAUGGCCUAAAGAAGAGAUAAUAUGUCUUCAUCCUAGCAGAUAGAGUUAUGUACUCCCUCCGUUCCAAAAUAAGUGUCUCAACUUUGUACUAAAGUUAGUACAAAGUUGAGACACUUAUUUUGGAACGGAGGGAGUAUAUGAGAUGGUGUUCUGGACUUGUUUGAUGUUCUUAUAUUCACAAGGAGUCAAGAAAUAAUUUCUAGGUAUAUUGUCUGUGAUAUUAUAUUUUUUAUAAGUA
This is a messenger RNA of Triticum dicoccoides, 1325 nucleotides long. RefSeq lists its product as uncharacterized. The transcript has 7 exons. Bases 141 to 1088 code for a protein of 315 amino acids. The record is from RefSeq and is a predicted model, not a curated record. Gene Ontology annotation, molecular function: protein binding. NCBI's taxonomy places the organism in Eukaryota, Viridiplantae, Streptophyta, Magnoliopsida, Poales, Poaceae.